Galdieria sulphuraria is the source of this 2335-nucleotide messenger RNA. Its product is annotated as protease IV. Gene Ontology annotation, molecular function: peptidase activity. The record is from RefSeq and is a predicted model, not a curated record. Gene Ontology annotation, cellular component: membrane. The transcript has a single exon. Bases 203 to 2308 code for a protein of 701 amino acids. Lineage: Eukaryota; Rhodophyta; Bangiophyceae; Galdieriales; Galdieriaceae.
UUUGAUCCCGGGUCUCCUGGGUGAAAACCAGGCAUCCUAACCACUGAGUCGUUUUAUUCACGUAGACUACAGCGGAUUUCUGUAAUCUGUCAAUGGUAACGAUUAAAUUUAAAACAAAGAUUCUUGUUCAUUCCAAGCAUCAUUAUAGUGUCAGUGUAAGAUCCAUAUUUUUUAGCAAUUACGAUUAAAAUUAGUGUUUCCUAUGAACAAGGAACAAUCAUCCCGUCUCUAUCAACCUGUACCAGUGCAAAUUAGCGGUAAUUACGACAGUAACAUGGCCGUGUGGCGGAGCCAGCGACCUACCUUUGUUUCAAAUGUUACUUUAAAACAACCUGUUCUGCUUAGAGGGGAAGGAACACAAAAGCUUUUUUGUAAAAGAUGUAGCUUUGUUGCCAACCUUCUAGUGAAAGUAGUUCGUACGAGAGACUUGGGUCGAUACCAAACUUUCUGUUUGAUGAGUUACAAUCAAAAAGACCCCUCAGUCCCACAAGUACGUGAGGGAUUUGUUAAUAAUAUAAACUGUAAUAUUAUUGGGGCGAUACAAGCGCACCGAAUGAGUUACAAGGACAUUGGUUUCCUACAAAAGGUUGCGAGGACGCUCGGUUUUAUGUUUUCUUUGAGAAGAAGAAUUUCUCGUGGGAGUGUCUUACAGCUGGAAAUCACGGGUUCGCUUCCUGAUGCGUUAGCUUCUCCUCUUGACGCGUUGUCAGUAACUUCCAUUGUAGAAGUGACCAGUAACAUAAGGAAGGCAGCACACGAUCCUCGAAUAGCUGCCUUAUUUGUGAAACUUGGACCCUUAUCUUGUGGUUAUGCAAAGGUAGCAGAGCUAUGUCGGCACUUUGACUACUUUCGUCAAACGGGAAAGAAAAUUAUUGGUUACAUGGAAAUUGGUUCUGAGAAGGAAAUCCUUUUGAGUUUGUUCAUGGACGAAUUAUAUGCAGCUCCUGAAGCGGGAAUCAGUAUCAGAGGCUUUAAAGUUUCGGCUACAUUUUUAAAGGGCCUCUUUCAAAAAAUUGGUCUUGAGCCACAAGUUGAAAGGCUCGGUGUGUACAAAUUUGCUGGUGAUCAGUUUUCAAGAACAGCAAUGUCCAAUGAGCAACGAGAGGUUUUGAAAAAUAUCUUACAAGCUGUUUAUGAAAAUUUUAGAAAUGAGUUGUCAACUUAUCGCAAUUGGUCCCAAGAGAAUGUCGAUCAAGUAUUGAAUUCUGCUCCAUUCCAGAUGUCCGAUUUGAAAAAUCUCGGUUUUUUCACAGAGUUAAAAUACGAAAGUGAAGUUCUUGAUCUUUUAAAAUUAAGAUAUUGUCGUCGAGGGAAGGGGGUAUCUCCAUCCGACUCAAUGGAGACGAAAGAAAAGAUUUUAAGGAAGCCUUUUCGUUUCGUCAACUCCAAAUACUAUUCACGUGUAAAGGCGAAACAGCUUUUCAUUGAAGGUAAGCGAAAAAUUGGAGUAAUACGUGUGAAUGGAACUAUCGUUUCUGGUGAUGGAGGAGAGAAUCCCUUGAUAGGAAGCACGGUUGGUAGUAACACGCUUGUUUCUCUGAUUCGUCAGGCUGCAGAAAAUCCAAAGUUCGAUGCUUUUAUUCUCAGAGUAGAUUCACCUGGAGGCUCUGCACUAGCUUCUGAUAUCAUAUGGGCAGAGCUGUUACGGCUUCGCCAAAAAAAACCUAUUGUUGCAAGCAUGAGUGAUGUUGCAGCAAGUGGAGGAUAUUAUAUUUCUAUGGCCUGCAAUCAUAUAUGUUGUGAGCCCUUAACCCUUACUGGCUCCAUUGGUGUCGUCACUGCCAAAUUUUCUUUGGAAAACCUCUACAAGAAGAUAGGAUUUGUAAAGGAAACAGUUAGUAUAGGGAGAUACGCAGAGGUGGAUAUCGAGUCACGCUCAUUUAAUGAAGACGAGCGUCAGUACUUUAAGAACAAUGCCCUUCACGCAUAUCAAAACUUUGUUUCGAAGGCAGCGAAGAGUCGUGGUAAAACUUAUGAAGAGUUGGAUAGUGUGGCUCAAGGAAGAGUUUGGUUAGGAUUUGAAGCAUUGCAGUUGGGACUGGUUGACAGCUGUGGAGGGUUUUGGAAAGCUGUUGAAGUUGCCAAAGUACUUGCAAAUAUAGGCGAGCACGAAAAUGUCCAGUUGGUAGAGUUGCGAAGAUUUUCUUGGUUUUCUAGGCUGGCAGCUUCGUUUCUUAGUUCCUUGGAGUCUUUUGGUUUGUUGCUACCAAAAUAUCAUAAUACGCAAGGAUUGCGUCUAUCACCAUUUGGAGAUGAAAACAUUAAGGCCGUAAUGGAAGCGUUGGAUCUGUUUCGCACCUUCAUGUAGUAGACCAAUAAAGCGUUCUCUAGAAAU